This is a messenger RNA of Zea mays, 1404 nucleotides long. RefSeq names its product liguleless 1. Gene Ontology annotation, molecular function: DNA binding. Lineage: Eukaryota; Viridiplantae; Streptophyta; Magnoliopsida; Poales; Poaceae. Bases 48 to 1247 code for a protein of 399 amino acids. Gene Ontology annotation, cellular component: nucleus. The record is from RefSeq and is marked validated. The transcript has 3 exons.
CGAUCGAUCGAGAUAUCGUGUCAACGUGCCGGCCGGGGCGUGGGAAGAUGAUGAACCUAUCGGCUGCCGCCAACGGCCGCGACGAGUUCCCCCCCUACGUCGUGCCGUCCAACGCGGCCGCUCCGCCCCCUUCCCUGCUCCCAACCAUGGAGCAGCAGCAGGAGAGCAGCAUCCACAGGGAGCAUCAUCAGCUGCUGGGCUACAACCUCGAGGCCAACUCGCUGGCCCUCCUGCCCCCGUCCAACGCCGCCGCCGCCCACCACCACACCACCUUCGCCGGCGGCCACAGCCCCCACGACAUCCUCCACUUCUACCCUCCUCCUUCCGCCGCCUCGCACUACCUCGCCGCCGCCGGCGGCAACCCCUACAGCCACUUAGUCUCCGCGCCCGGGACCACCUUCCACCAGACCUCGUCGUCCUACUACCCGCCGGCGGCGGCGGCGCAGGCCGCGCCCGAGUACUACUUCCCCACCCUCGUCAGCUCCGCCGAGGAGAACAUGGCCAGCUUCGCCGCCACGCAGCUCGGCCUCAACCUCGGCUACCGCACCUACUUCCCGCCCAGAGGAGGCUACACGUACGGCCACCACCCGCCGCGCUGCCAGGCCGAGGGCUGCAAGGCCGACCUCUCCAGCGCCAAGAGAUACCACCGUCGCCACAAGGUGUGCGAGCACCACUCCAAGGCGCCCGUCGUCGUCACCGCCGGUGGACUGCAUCAGAGGUUCUGCCAGCAGUGCAGCAGAUUCCAUCUGCUGGAUGAGUUCGACGAUGCUAAGAAGAGCUGCAGGAAACGCCUAGCGGACCACAACCGCCGCCGCCGGAAGUCAAAGCCAUCGGAUGCUGAUGCCGGAGACAAGAAAAGGGCACAUGCGAACAAAGCAGCUGCUGCUAAAGACAAAGCAGAGAGUAGCAGCAAGAACAUGGAUAUCGGAGAUGGGUUGGGCGCACAGAUACUGGGAAGUGCACUCUUGUCCAAGGAACAAGAUCAAGCCAUGGAUCUUGGAGAGGUGGUGAAAGAAGCAGUGGAUCCCAAGGGGAAGGCAUCAAUGCAACAGCAUUACGGCUUCCCCUUCCAUUCGUCGUCAGCAGGAUCUUGCUUCCCCCAGACCCAAGCCGUCUCCAGUGAUACCACAUCCAAUAUAGGUCAAGUGCAAGAGCCGAGCUUAGGGUUCCACCAUCAUCAGCACCACCAACACAGCAACAUCUUGCAGCUCGGCCAGGCUAUGUUUGAUCUCGACUUCGAUCACUAGUCAAUAUGUGAUGCACAUGCACCCUCUCUUUCUCACCCCACCCCUCCCUCCCUCUAUCUUGUUUGUGCGCGUAAUCCGAAUAUUUUUCCUUUUUAAAUUAUCUGUGUUAAUUACUGUAACGUGGACAUAAUAAUGAUAGUCUAUGCUUGCCAUGCAA